Messenger RNA from Bombyx mori (domestic silkworm), 762 nucleotides. RefSeq lists its product as uncharacterized. The record is from RefSeq and is a predicted model, not a curated record. Lineage: Eukaryota; Metazoa; Arthropoda; Insecta; Lepidoptera; Bombycidae. The transcript is spliced from 2 exons. The coding region runs from base 1 to 762 and encodes 253 amino acids.
AUGGUACUCGUGCGGUCGAUGGCACUAUACGGAGCACCCGUCUGGUGCCACGUCCUUACCCACGAGAAAGUCGCCGCGCUGCGACGCCGGCAGCGUGCGAUCGCAGUCAGAGUCAUUCAAGGAUACCUCACAGUCUCCUACGAGGUGGCGCGCCCUAGCGCAAGUGUAGCUGGAGCGCGGGGGCUCCAAUCUCGGCAGUCCGUGCUGGAGGCGUGGUCUCGUCGUUUGGCGGACCCGUCGGCCGGCCUCCGUACCGUCGAGGCGAUCUGCCUGGUUCUCGCGGACUGGGUAGGCCGCGACCGCGGAAGACUCACCUCCGGCUACCUGUGCAGACUCACAAGACAUUUUACCACCACGCAAACUUUUUACCACAGCAAAUCUUACCAGCCACCACGCAAACUACAAUUUUGCGGGUUCCACCUCUCCUACACGAUGUUACUCCCACACUGCGGAAGCCAACCGCAAACACUUGUCAAGCACGCACAAGCACGCACUUCACCAGAAAAACUUGCAUCCGCCAGCGGGACCCGAACCCCGCCGCAUCGCCAGACACGAACGCACCGGACGUCUUAUCUUACAGGUCACGACGACUUCAGAUGUGUCAAUUUUUCUUCCCCACGGAAACUUGCUUGCUUUCUUGUUUGCUUGCUUGUUGUGAAAUCCGCGACAAUGAGCUAUGCACCAUCCAGUAGACGUUCAUCGAGGUACAUAUCAACCGUAGCGCACCAAACACGUGGAUCGGCGUCUGUCUGUUCCCGAUGA